AUGGAGGCGGGCGAGCGGCGGAGGCAGCUGCGGCGGGAGGCGGCUGAGUAUUACCGAGCGCUCCGGGUGCCGGAGCGGAUGGAGGAGGCGCUGAACGAGCUGUUCCUGCAGCGCCCCGAGGAUCUCUACGGGGAGCUGGCUAACUACUUUUCUAAAUUUUCAAAAGCUCCACUAAUAUGCAAAUUAGUUGGAAGAAAACUUUUGGAUGGAGUUGGUCAGCCAACACUAGGAGUGGAAAUAUACUGUACAGUUAAAAACUAUGAGAAGAGGAUUUGUUCCACUGUAAUGGCUACUCAUUCUCAAAUACCUGAAAAUGCUUUGACUGAAACAAUUGAAGCUGAUGAGAAAGAAAGAAAUGACUCUGUUCAUACUGCUGUGAAAUGGGUCAAUGAAUCACUGAACACAAUGUUAAGGCACUUGGACCCUACUGACCAGUGUCAAGCUGAUAAGAUGCUUGGUGAAUACUUUGCAAACAAGGUAGAAGAAAAAAAGGAAAUUGAAAGGCAAGAAAAAGAAAAAGAGGAAGAAGAAGCAGCAAAAGCCACUCCUGCCUCUUCUUUGUACCGUCCGGCCUCAACACCUAAGCAAAAAAAGGGAGUAAAACCAGCAAAGAAGGUGUCAGCAGAAGUGACACCCAUCCCACCUGCAGAACCUGCUGAACCAGUGCUGUGUGGCAGCUUGGCCAUUGGGGCAACAUCACUUGCCAUAGCAAAGGCUGGGGCCACCAUUAGCCGUGUCCCAUUGUACCUACAUACUGCACUGCUGAAACAUCAUCAGGAGUCACCUAAAGAAAUGUCUCUGCCACUUCCAAUGGUUACUUUGUUGAACUGUGAAAAAAAUUCACCUACAAAACUGAAAUUAGUCAAAGAAGUUCUGGUUAUACCACCAGUUGAGUUAUCACUCAAACAGGGGCUAAAAAGAGUUCUGGAUAUUCAGAAAGAAAUAACAAGACUGUUGGAGUCUUCAGGCAAAAAGCCUGGUUCACGAGCAGACAGUAAGAAAGGAAAAGCACAAAAAGCUCUGGUACCAACCUUAAAAAUAUCACACCUAGGAUGCCUGACACUAGGAUAUGAUAGUCUAGAACAACUGCUACUCCAAAUGCAAACAGCUUGCAACAAUAUAGGUCUGGAGCUAGGAACAGACAUGUACUUAGCAAUAAAUUGUGCUGCUCACGAAUUAAUGGAUUAUGAAAGAGGAAAAUAUGAAAUAGUCACUGGAACAUUCAAAAGUCCUGAUGAAAUGGUUGCCAUGUAUGUGGAAAUGAUUGAUAAUUUUCCUUUUAUUAUUGCAUUAAUAGAUCCCUUAAGAAAAGAGGACAGAGAGCAGUGGAGCAGCAUCUGUUGUGCCCUUGGUUCCAAAUGCUACCUGAUUGCUGAGGAUGCUGCCACACAAAUUUCCAAACUCAAAACCGACCAAAACAUAAACAUAGCAAGGUGCAGUGGUGUUGUCCUAAAAUACAUUAACCAAACCAAGGUGUCAGACCUCGUAGAAAUUACUGGAAUUCUGGAUGGUCAAAGACAUAUUACCAUAUUAGGAAGUCCAGAUGGAGAAUCUUCAGAUGAGAGCCUCGUGGAUCUGGCUGUGGGCCUGGGUGCCAGGUUCCUCAAGUUGGGAGGUCUGUCCCGCGGAGAAAGGGUGGCCAAAUACAACCGGCUGCUGGCUAUAGAGGAGGAACUGGCCGCGAAUGGAGCGCUGCGUGAAGCAAAACUUGAAUUUGUUGUUUUUGCUGAAGAAUCACAGCCAGAACAACUUCCUGAUGUGCCUCCUGUCCCAGAGCAGGAUUAGUUCCCUCCACAGCUCUCAGCCAGCCCUGCAGAUUCACAGCCUGCCUGCUCAGCUCCCACAGAACACCACAAUAACUUAGGCUAUCAACAUUAACUUUGGGAUAAAUUUCUAAGAAAAAACAUUUUACUAAGGAACUCAUAUAUUAACUAUUCCUAAAUCCAUUUAUUUUCGACCAGUUCAGCCAGAUACCUCUAAGAGAUUUUAAAUACUGGCUUCUCUUUUCCCAGGGACUGCUGUCUUCAGCUGAAACCAAAUUAACUGAGCAGUGACUGUAGUCUGAAAACACCACAGAAUUCUGUGUUGCAUUUCCAAAUUGACAAAACAAAUACUGCUGUGUUAAGUCCAAAACGGAAUGUUUGUUUUGAGAAAAUCAGAAUCUCCCUCCAUACAAAGCUGUUGACAAACAGUAAAAAAACCCAAACACAAACAGAACACCACAUUUUAUAAAAAAAAAAGGCCUUGACUGUUCUGCUGCUCCAUCCCCCACACCCCCUCAAUGCUGCUCUGAGAUCCAGCCUGCAGAGGAGAUUUUGCUCCAGUUGUAGCCCUCAAGUGCAUCAGUGCAAACCCCAAAUGUUGGGCACAGAGCUGGCAUCCCUAGGAAGCCUGCUCCAGUUGGCAGCAGUGAGUAACAAGUCAAUUCCACAAGGUCUGGGAAACUUGUCAGGAGUCUUUUUAAUAAGCAACAAUGAAAAGUUAAAGAAAUAAUUUAUGUUUUAGGUAACAAAACUGUUUA
Sturnus vulgaris (Common starling) is the source of this 2521-nucleotide messenger RNA. It is a transcript of the gene ENO4, whose product is annotated as enolase 4. The record is from RefSeq and is a predicted model, not a curated record. Gene Ontology annotation, molecular function: phosphopyruvate hydratase activity; magnesium ion binding. NCBI's taxonomy places the organism in Eukaryota, Metazoa, Chordata, Aves, Passeriformes, Sturnidae. Gene Ontology annotation, biological process: glycolytic process. Gene Ontology annotation, cellular component: phosphopyruvate hydratase complex.